UCCAUUUCCGCUUCCUCCUGCUAGCUUCAUUGGAAGCAAGCAAUUGGAAAUCUAGGCAGCCUGGCGAAGUUUACUUUGUCAUGAGCUGCUUGUCGCAACUAUCAUCGUACACUGCUGCUUUGAUUACGAGGACCACUUACUUCGUUAGCACACGUUCUCUGUAUGGAUGUUCUGUCUUUUCAUGGAAGAGGAAGUUAGAGUAUCCUGCUAUUAGGUCUGCCCAUUUAGAAUUUGUGCUUACAAGGUUUCGUGUUCAGUGCUAUUCAUCUAGAAAAGGCCGCAAAUCUGCUUCUAAAUUGCAGAAGCUAGAACCUGAACCAGUGAUGGAGCAAGAAAAGGAUGCUUUUUUUGUCGUACGUAAAGGGGAUAUCGUUGGUAUCUACAACAGUCUCAUUGAAUGUCAGGCUCAAGUUGGAUCUUCCAUAUGCAAUCCUCCUGUUAGUGUGUACAAGGGAUACUCCCUGCCUAAGGACGCUGAGGACUAUCUUGUCUCACGGGGACUAAAGAAUGCCUUGUACACUGUAAGAGCUGCUGAUUUGAACGAGGAUAUAUUUGGUACUCUUGUUCCUUGUCCCUUCCAGGAUCCAGCUUCUUUGGAGGCAGGCACAUCAAGCAAUGCCGCAUCUAAAAAGAGAUCUUUGGGUGUGCUUGGACAAGAAAAUGUGGAGGAAGGAAUUGGUGUGACAUUCCUCUCUGAAGACCCAUUGAAAAAACAAGUGAAGUUAGAUCAUUCUGCUUUGGCUCAAGUACCAUCAUCUGAAUUGAGGGUUUGUAUUCUUGAGUUCGAUGGUGCAUCAAAAGGAAAUCCUGGAAAAGCUGGUGCAGGGGCUAUUCUGCGCUCAAGUGAUGGGAGUUUGAUUUGUAGGUUGCGUGAAGGUGUGGGUGUUGCAACCAAUAAUGCUGCUGAAUAUCGUGCUUUAAUAUUGGGAAUGAAAUUUGCACUUCAAAAGGGGUUUACUGGUAUUCAUAUCCAAGGCGAUUCCAAGCUUGUUUGCAUGCAGAUUGACGGUUUAUGGAAGGUCAAGAAUGAGAGCAUGUCUAGGUUGUAUGCAGUGGCAAAAGAACUCAAGGAUAAAUUUUUAUCAUUCCAGAUCACUCAUGUUCUAAGGAAUUUCAACUCUGAAGCUGAUGCUCAAGCCAAUCUGGCCAUCAAUCUUGCUGAUGGCCAGGUCCAGGAGGUGCUAGAUUAGUUCCAGAAAGCCAGCAACAAUAUUUUGGGUUUGCAUCACAAAGCAUUUGUGACCCGGCUGUUGGCCAAUCGAACCAUUUAGAAUGAAUCUUUUUAUUCGGUCCUUAGUCACUUGAAAAUGAUUCAUAGUUAGGUUGGCGGUUUAAAAUGGCUUGUCCACUGUGGUAAUCCUCUAAAGUUGAGGCACCAGCUGUUCCAUUGAUUUUUCUUCUGGGGAAUCAAUCCCAUUAAGCUGAAUUUUCUGGUUUGGUAUGCCAUCUAGGGGGGUUAUUGGAACUGGAAAGAUAAUUCUUGUUCUAUUAAACCUCUCUUUUUAGACCGCGUUUUCUUGUGAUUUUGGGUUUAAUGUACUUUCAAUGUAUAGAAGCACAUACAUUAUAGAUACAAAUUUCAGUGCCCCUUGUAUGGCUGGUAGGUCACUAUGCUUCAUUCUUAAUGUGAUCUUUACUAGAACAUCAGAAUUUGGCUCUACUUCAACUCUCCUAUGUCCACAGUCAACUUAGCAAUGCAUUUAUAAACUACAUGAUAA
Molecule: messenger RNA, 1718 nt
Organism: Neltuma alba
Lineage: Eukaryota; Viridiplantae; Streptophyta; Magnoliopsida; Fabales; Fabaceae
Exons: 11
Coding region: 81-1190 (369 amino acids)
Molecular function (GO): nucleic acid binding; RNA-DNA hybrid ribonuclease activity
Source: RefSeq, a predicted model, not a curated record